This is a messenger RNA of Scomber scombrus (Atlantic mackerel), 4131 nucleotides long. RefSeq names its product immunoglobulin-like and fibronectin type III domain-containing protein 1. Bases 1 to 4131 code for a protein of 1376 amino acids. Gene Ontology annotation, molecular function: protein binding. The transcript is spliced from 26 exons. Lineage: Eukaryota; Metazoa; Chordata; Actinopteri; Scombriformes; Scombridae. The record is from RefSeq and is a predicted model, not a curated record.
AUGUCGUACCAGCCGAGGCAAAUAUACACAGUGAUCACAACUCAAUCAACAGCUGCAAUGAGUUCAAACACAAACCAGGACCCAAAAGCCCGAGUGCCAUUAAACUAUAAUUUUCUGUUUUUAACAGUGGCUAUCAAGAAAAGGUCCAGAGUUCCUGGGGUUAUGAUCAUUCAGUAUUUUGAAGAACUCCCUGAAGGACAAACAACUCCUGACUUCACCCGGAAGCCAGUAGCAGCAACUGUUCAAGAGGGUAAAAAGGCUUUUUUCAAAGCCAAGGUUAAGGGGAUACCGUUGCCAACUGUCACAUGGGGGCGUAACAACGGGGAAACCAAUGACCCAGAAAAGUACAUGACCAGAUAUGAUGACAGAGAGCAAGAACACUUUCUUGAGAUGCCCAAUAUAGAACCAGAGCAAGCUGACACCUACAGAUGCUUUGCCACCAAUGAGUAUGGACAGGCUCUUUGUUCUGUAACACUCAAAGUUAUUGAAGCUGGCUUCAAGAAGAAAGGACCAUUGGGUAUGAAUGUUCAAGCACCGCUGGAUUUCAGAGCAAUGCUUAAGAAACAUGUUGUUGUCAAAAGAAAAAAACAACUUGCACCAAGGGUAGAUGGAGAGAUGGAUCCUAAAAUUUGGGAACUGCUUCUCAGUGCCCAGAGGAAGGACUAUGAAAAAAUCUGUUUAGACUAUGGUAUCACUGACUUUCGUUUUAUGCUGAAAAGACUGAAGCAAUUGCGAAAGGAAAAGGAAGAUGAACAAGCAAAGGUGUUAGAGAAACUGGAAAAUGUAAAACAAAUUGAAGUGAAACCUGAUGGGAAAGCUGAAUUUAGCCUGGACAUGACUUUACUGGAUCCAAACAGUACAAUUAACUUAUACAAGGACGGCAUAAUGGUCGAAUAUGGUGAUGAUGAAAAUUCAAAGCAUAGUCUAAAGAAAGAUGGGACUAGUUAUGUUUUCAGCAUCAACAAUCCUCAGCCAGAGGAUGCUGGAUUUUACCAGGUUGAUGUUGAAGAGGCAAAUGUUAUUGCAACUGACUUUCAAGUGCCUGAUGUGGAGUUUAUAGCCAAGAUUAAGGAUGUGAAGGUUUACGAAAGUGAGGACGCGCUCUUCCAGUGUGUCUUGACAACACCUCUCAACAGAAUUACUUGGUCAAAACCCGACUCCUCACUUGAAGAUGGGGACAAAUAUGAGAUCACUGCCUCAGAGGACAAACUAAUUCACACAUUAAAGGUUAAAAAUUGUGAAAAGUCAGAUAAUGGAGAGUAUUAUGCCAUCGCUGGCAUCAUCUCCAGCAAGGCCACUCUCACAGUGGAAGCGGAUCCAGAUGGUAGUAAAAACCGCAAGGGCGCCCAAACUGGGGAUCAGGAUGAUCUGAUUAAACUGGCUUUGGAACAGCAGGCCAAGCUACAAAAGGAGAAAGAUGACCUGGAGGCAGCUAGACGAGCACAAGCUGAAAAGGACGCUGCAGAUGCAGCAGCUAGAGCUGCAUUGGGGGAUGGAGGAGAUGGUUCUGGUAUUGGUUCUGGCGAUGGUUCUGGUAUUGGUUCUGGUUUUGGUUCGGGUGAUGGUUCUGGUGGCAGGAGGGAUGGAGACGAGGGUGAUGGAAAAGACAAGAACAAGAACCUCCUGACAGAUGGAGAUGAUGACAAAAAAGGAGAAGAGGAUGAUGCGGAUAAGAAAAAGAGACGAGCAGGAGCAGGCUCAUUGGUUCCUGACACUGAUAUAGCGUUACUGCAAGCGGCCUCGCAAGAUCACAGUGUUCAGUUCGUAAGUGGGCUGUCAGACAUUGGUGCUAAUGUUGGUGAACGGGCAGAGAUGUCUUGCAAACUAAGCAGUGACAAUUCUGAGGGGCGUUGGUUUAAAGAUGGGAAACUGCUUACCGAGGAUGAUGGGGUAACACUUCUUAAAGAUGGAGCAUGUCACAAGUUGGUAAUUGAUAGCUGUAAAAAAGACGAUACAGGUGUGUACCGCUUUGAAGCUGAGGGACGUAAAUCCGAAGCAACAUUGAAUAUUCAAGACCCUCCAAAAAUCGACCUUGACGCUCUAGGAAAAUUCACAAAGCCAGUCAUUGUAAAGGCAGGUGAAAAUGCUGAAUGGAAACUGCCAAUCUCAGGUGGAAAACCAAUCUAUGUACAAUGGUACAAGGACGAUGACGAACUUCUGCCUGCCCUCAAUGUGAAGAUUGAAACAUCAGAUACUGAGGGUCAGCUACGCCUUCUUAAGUGCCAGAGGAAAGAUACUGGAGAGGUCAAAAUCAAAAUUAAAAAUGAGUUUGGUACAACAGAAGCAAUUUCCAAACUUAUUGUAAUAGACAAACCCACACCACCACAGGGACCUGUGGAUAUUACAGAAAGUGCUCUAACAUCUGUUGAGUUCAAAUGGAAACCGCCAAAAGAUGAUGGUGGAUGCCCAGUCACAAACUAUAACAUACAGCGCCAACAAGUGGGGCGAAAUAAAUGGGCAAAUCUCAGUGACGUCCCUGGCAGCGACCCUAAUUACAGAGAUUCAGAUGUGGACCCUGGAAGAAGAUACAGCUACCGGAUCAGGGCCAAGAACACAGAAGGCAUCAGUGAUUACCUGCAGACAACAGACAUACCAGCUGGUAUAUUACGUUAUCCUGGUAGCCCAACAGGACUUAAAGUAGUCAGUUCCUUUAAAGACUGCAUCAACUUGACUUGGUGUCCGCCGUCCGACACUGGAGGAACCAAGUUAGUGGGAUACAAUUUGGAAAAGAACAAGAAAGGCACUAAUUACUGGAGCCUCGUGAACCAAGAAGGGCCAAUCCCACAUACAAAGCAUGCAGUGAAAGAUAUCAUUGAGGGAUCAGCAUAUGUGUUUAGGGUGUCUGCUAUCAACCUAUCUGGUGCUGGAGAUCCUUGUAUUCCAUGUGACACAGUAAUUGCAAGGGAUCCAAUGAAACCCCCAGGCAAAGUCACAGACCUGAAAUUAACAUCAUCCAAUUACACUACAUUUUCGCUGGCUUGGACUAAACCUAAGGAAAUAAAAGGGGAAGAGGAUGAAGCCCACGGUUACUAUGUGGAGAUCAGACCAAUAGAAAGCAUUGAAUGGGCCCGCUGUAAUGCCGUCCCAAUUACUCUGACUUCCCACACUGUGCUUGGCUUGAAGGCAAUGGCCACAUACUGGGUAAGAGUAAUUGCUACCAAUUAUGGAGGUGAUGGAGAACCUCAGGGCCUUGACAAUUACAUCAUUGCCAUGCCUCCACCUGUGAGGCCACAAUUUAAAGAUUGCAAAAUGAAGACCUUUGUGGUGGUGAGAUCUGGAAACACUGUUCGUCUAAAUAUCAACUUUGAGGCCUCUCCCUUGCCAGAUAUCACUUGGUUAAAAGAUGGUUUUCCAGUGGCCAAACAUGUUACAAUUAGCAACUUUGAUAAAGGUUCUCAACUCUUGAUCCCCACAUCUGAGUGGUCUGACACUGGCAUCUACACCAUUACUGUCAGGAACCUUGUCGGCCAGGAGAGCUUCAACAUUGAAAUCAGAGUUACAGAUGAUCCAAGGCCUCCAGGACCAGUGCAGCUGGAUCAAAACACCCCAGGAACAGUCACUCUGUCCUGGGCUCCCUCUCCAGACGAGAGGAGGGAUGACAGAUUACAUUAUGUGUUAUCCAAGCGUGACUCCUUCAAACGCACUUGGAGGACAGUGCAUGACAACCUCUUUAACAAUAAGUUCACAGUUGUCAACAUUUUGCCUGGACGGGAGUAUUACUUCAGGGUAUUUGCUAAAAAUGACAUAGGACUUUCACCACCAUCUAAGUCCCCUGCAUUUGAAAUCAAAAAGGAAAAAGGACACUUCAAAGUGAAUAUACCAGACAUAAAAUCUUUGGACUUCAAGUCACCUCCAUCAUUUAUUAUUCCCCUGAAGAGGCGCACAGCUCCAGAAGGUUACGAGUGCUACAUGACCUGUGCAGUUAAGGGUGAUCCAACUCCACGUGUGACAUGGUACCGCAACAAUAUCAGCCUGAACACAGACACCAACUACCACAUCACCAAUGUAUGUGGUGUCUGCUCCUUGCGCAUACUAAGGGUGGGACCCAACGAUGACGGGGAAUACAAAGUCGUCAUAGAGAACCAACUGGGGACAGCUGAGUCCUCAAUGAUGCUGAAUAUCAGAGGGUGA